Symbiodinium pilosum is the source of this 1959-nucleotide messenger RNA. NCBI's taxonomy places the organism in Eukaryota, Dinophyceae, Suessiales, Symbiodiniaceae. The record is from the annotation of a GenBank genome assembly.
AUGGCCCCUUCCAAGCGUCCUGCAGCUUCUUCCAUCGGUGCAGCGGCAAAGAAGGCUAAGGGACCUGCUGUGGGCAAGAUCUGCAAGGAGAUAGCUUCUGCGCUGAAGUCCAGCAGCUACCCGCCGAGCGUCAUUGCGUUGAAGGUUUUCGAGCCUGCUCGUGGAACACUGCAGCAAUUUUGCCCUUUGCACGGUGUCGCGCUGGGGAAGGGGAAGGGUGAUCAGUUGGGCACCAACCGGCCUGUGGCCGUGAGAGCCAUGGGCAAUGCGCUGCUGGGCAAUCAGUGCUACCCAUCUGUUGGAGUUGCAAACCCGCAGCCAGUCCACGAGCGACAGUUCCCAAUGUAUGUGGUGAAGGCUCGCAUGCCAAUUGUGAAAAGAAUGUUCAUAAUUUUCGUGUCUCACCAGUGGCUUGGGGCCUCGCAUCCAGACCCGCGAGGGCAGCAGUUGGCUGUUCUCCGCAGCAGCUUGCGUGGCAUCAUUGACGGGUCCCUGCACAUCGAAGGGGACCUCAUUUCAUUGAUCAAGGGAAGGCCGAGACUGCAGCUUCCCCCCACGACAAGGAAAGAUGUCCAAGACGGGUUUAUCUUCCUGGAUUGGUUUGCCAUUCCACAAAUAACAGCAAGACAUGAAGGAGUGAAUGAAGAUGUGAUGCGAUCUCAUGCUGCCCUUGCUGUCCAAAGCAUUCCGGCGUAUGUGGAAGUGUCAAACCUGUUUGUGGCCCUCGUGCCAGACGUGCAGCACACCACGCGAGGCACACGCUGCAAUUAUUCGUCGUGGUUAUCCCGCGGAUGGUGCAGAGCAGAAUUAUUUUGUCACCUGCUCUCCAACAAGCCAGACACCAGCGUUAUUGUCAUACAUUCCGCAGUUGAGGCUGAGUUUAUGUUUCCAUUGGACUGGCAGCAUAAUACCAUUUCCGCUGGAGAAUUUACAGUCGAAAGUGACCGGGCCGUUGUUGUCAAGCUGGGUGAGGUGGCUGUGGACAACAAGAUACGGCACCUGUCAGUAGAAGGCCCCGUAAGCCUUUACCGUUUCUAUGUGGCAUACCGCGCCAAGCUCCUGGGUCGGCCAAGCCUGCCCUGGGACCUGGUGGGUUUCUUGGAGAAUUUCUGCUUCCCUAGCUUCCAAGAUGCUCUUUUGGACUCAUCUGUCAAUGGGGCCUUAUGUGCCGUGCUAGCAGGGGAUACCCACAUGCUGGCCCGGCUCAUACGUCGCAAGGCGGACGUUAACUACAGAGUUUCUGGUCUCAGUGACCUGGGCUUCUACGAUAGUCAGACAUUGCUCCUGGUUGCUGCCAAGUCUCAUCAGCAGGCAGACGUCCUCAAAACUCUGCUCGAGCUUCGGGCGGACGUGAAUGCACGAGACCGUAGCGGGCUGAACUGCGCCUUCUACGUUCGGUCCGCACAGCAAGUGAAGGUCUUGGUUGAGGCCAAGGCUGACCUCCACUCCACUUGCCUUCCGCUGGGCUUAGCACCGCUGACUGGAGCUGCUUCUUCCGCAGACACUGACACGGUUGCUGCCAUGCUUGAAGCUCAUUGUGAUCCUAAUCCUGAGCCCUUUGGUGUUGGCUACGGUCCGUUACAUGGUGUUGCGGGCUUCUCUCGGCACAACUACCGGCAUUCAGGCAACACGGCUCGAUUACUCCUCACAAGCCGCGCGGACAUAAACAUGCGCGCAUGCCCGACGGGCAAAUAUCGGCUUCUGGCUCUCGCAGCUCGUGCCCAUGCCGGCCUUAUAGGCUUUGGUUCCGGCUCGGUUGCGGCCAAGCGAGUGACAUGCCUACCUGGCAUCACGCCGCUGGGUGCUGCAGCGAUGGUCGGAGAUGGGGAGUUGGUAGAACUUUUUUUAGACUUUGGUGCCCAAUUGCUUGCGAACGAUCGUGGGGAUCUGCCAGAAGACCUGGCGGCAAGCAACGGGCAAGACCACCUGCUUCCGCUUCUUACAGCAUUUUCCGUUUGA